Messenger RNA from Pseudovirgaria hyperparasitica, 3036 nucleotides. RefSeq lists its product as uncharacterized. NCBI's taxonomy places the organism in Eukaryota, Fungi, Ascomycota, Dothideomycetes, Acrospermales, Acrospermaceae. Gene Ontology annotation, molecular function: heme binding; nitrate reductase (NADPH) activity; molybdopterin cofactor binding. Gene Ontology annotation, biological process: nitric oxide biosynthetic process; nitrate assimilation. The coding region runs from base 147 to 2795 and encodes 882 amino acids. The record is from RefSeq and is a predicted model, not a curated record. The transcript has 5 exons.
CUGAUGGCUGUUGGGACUUGCUUGUACAAUCUCCCUAUCUAUAUCCCUCAUCUUUGGUGUUAUCUCGUGUCUACAUGUUUAUGCAAGUUUGACCUUAGUUCUGGUGACCAUUUGAUUCCAUAUCUGAUACUGCUUCUCAAUCCGUCAUGGGAAAUGUGAUAAUUGACGAAAAGGCGCCUAUUCAUGCAGCUCAUCUACCGCCGUCCCCUCCUGCCACAGAAGCCGGUGAAAGAUCAAGACGUUCUACUCCAGAGCCUGUAGAAGUUCCUCUUGACGAGUAUGACUUUCCUCUACCACCACCUACUACGCUUCCUUCAGUACUCGACGUCGAUCUCAAGACUCCGGACUCUCAUGUGCCUCGAGAUCCACGCCUGAUACGACUGACUGGUGUACAUCCCUUUAAUGUCGAGGCUCCUUUGUCGGAUCUGUAUAAUGAGGGGUUUCUUACCAGUCCCGACCUCUUCUACGUGCGCAAUCACGGCCAUGUGCCCGAGGUUAGAGAUGAAGACAUCCCUGACUGGGAGUUCUCUGUUGAAGGACUCGUGGAUAAGCCGCUUAGAAUCACUCUGAAAGACCUUAUCGCAGAAUACGAGCAGAAAACAUAUCCAAUCACUCUCGUUUGUGCUGGUAACCGACGCAAGGAGCAGAACGUCGUCCGCAAGACCAAAGGCUUCUCAUGGGGUGCUGCUGGUGUUUCAACUGCGCUCUGGACGGGGGUGGUUUUGGGAGACGUCCUCCGUAAAGCAUGCCCAAGGCGUGCAGCAAAGUAUGUAUGCAUGGAGGGCGCUGACAAGCUACCUAAUGGCUAUUACGGGACCUCAGUCAAGCUCAAUUGGGCUAUGGAUCCUAACAGGGGUAUGAUGCUUGCUCAUAAGAUGAACGGCGAAAUGUUGCGACCGGAUCAUGGCAAGCCGCUACGGGUUGUGAUACCUGGUCAGAUCGGAGGUAGAAGUGUCAAGUGGCUCAAGAAGCUCAUUCUCGCCGAAGCACCAAGUGAUAACUGGUACCAUAUCUAUGACAACAGAGUGCUGCCGACCAUGGUCUCGCCUGAAGAAUCAGCCAACAAGCCCGAGUGGUGGACAGAUGAGCGCUACGCCAUUUACGAUCUCAGCACCAAUUCUGCAAUCGCAUAUCCGGCGCAUGAGGAGCAGCUGUGUACUGUCGGUGCGCCGGAGAACUACCGUGUAAAAGGGUACGCAUAUGGUGGUGGAGGUCGACGAGUGACCAGCGUUGAGAUCUCAAUUGACAAAGGAAAGACGUGGAGAUUGUCGAAUAUCGAAUAUGCAGAAGACAAGUACAGAGAAGCGCCAGACCAAGAGCUAUAUGGUGGAAAGUUGGAUAUGUGGUGGCGUGAAGCGAGCUUUUGUUGGUGCUUCUGGCAUCUUGAUAUCCCUGUCAACGAACUCAAGGGUGCAAAUGAUAUCAUAGUCCGUGGUAUGGAUGAAAGUAUGAAUCUACAACCACGAGAUAUGUACUGGUCAGUUCUUGGCAUGAUGAACAACCCUUGGUUCAGAGUCGCUGUCCACCACGAAGGUGACUAUCUCCGCUUUGAGCAUCCAACACAGCCGGCCCUGAUCGCCGGAGGAUGGAUGGAAAGGGUCAAAAAGUCCGGUGGAAACCUCACGAAUGGAUAUUGGGGAGAGAAGUUAGGCGGAGAAGACGCCGAGAAUGUGAUCAAUGAAGAGGCGGCGGAAGUCAAAAUGACAAACGACAAGAUCAACAAGCAGAUAACAAUAGAUGAGCUGCGAAAGCAUGAUAGACCUGAAGAGCCAUGGUUCGUUGUCAAUGGCGAGGUAUAUGAUGGCACGGCGUUUUUGGAAGGGCAUCCAGGUGGCGCACAGAGCAUUAUAUCUGCCGCCGGCAUGGAUGCGACGGACGAAUUUAUGGCAAUCCAUAGCGAGACUGCUAAAGCCAUGAUGCCAGACUACCACAUCGGCUCGCUGGACAAAGCCUCCCGUAAAGUCUUGAGCGAGGGCGAAGUCCAAGCCCCUGAAUCAAGUGAGCCUCGUGCUACAUUCCUGACAUCUCGAUCAUGGAGCAAGGCCAUCUUGAGCAAGAAAACUACUGUCUCUUGGGACACGCGGAUAUUUACAUUUAAGCUCGAUCAUGACGAGCAAGGUCUCGGCCUACCCACUGGGCAGCAUCUGAUGAUCCGGCUUCGCGAUCCAGUCACACGUGAAGCAAUCAUCCGAAGUUACACACCAAUCUCAGAGACGACCAGCAAAGGAUACAUGGACGUUCUUGUUAAAGUCUACUUUGACACAAAGGAGAAAGCUGGCGGUAAAAUGACCAAAGCCAUGGACGCUCUGCCGAUCGGCCACUUCGUCGAUUUCAAAGGCCCGAUCGGCAAGUUUGAAUACCUUGGGCGAGGCGAGUGCGCGGUGAACAACGCCAAACGACACAUCAAGAAGUUCAUUAUGAUCAGUGGUGGCAGUGGAAUCACACCAAUCUACCAAAUCUUCCGCGCAGUCAUGAAAGACAAGGGGGAUCCAACGAAGUGUGUAGUUUUGGACGGGAACAGGCUUGUGGAAGAUAUCCUCUGCAAAGACGACCUGGAUCAGUUGGCACUGGGCAACGACGAUCGCUGCAAGCUGCUGUAUACUCUUACCCAAGGACCUGACGACUGGACUGGGCUUCGAGGACGUAUCGCUGCACCACUACUGAAAGAGCAUGCGGGUACACGAGAAGAGGGAGUAAUGGUUCUCCUCUGCGGGCCAGAGGCGCUUGAGAAGAGCUGUCAUAAGAUCCUUGUUGAGGACCUGGGGUGGCGAGACGAUGACCUACUUUUUUUCUAGAUCUCGAAUCUGUUAAUUACCCCUGACCACUUAGGUCUGAUACCAUACCUUCUGAAAAUUACCCAGAGUCACGUGCGUGCCGGAGUGCUUGCCGGAGUCUUUCUCCGUCGAUCUCAGCCGGGCGCAGGCAGACUAUCCCGUUCGUUAUCUAUCGCCCUAAACUUGUACUCUUGGCAGCGCUAAUCCUGUUUGCGUAAUAUCGUUAUCUGAGACCGUUAUCUCUGCCCAACUACCACUCUUC